CUGCGCCAUUUUGUUUCAGUCAAAAUGCAACAUGAACGUGUUGUAUUUUAGAUGAUUGCAUUUCGCUGUGGACUUAAAUAGUACAAAUAGUGUUAGAAUGGCAGCGAUUUGAACAUCAUAGCAGCAACCAUCGAGUGUUGCGCCAGCGUUGAAAUGCGCUCUUGUUGAAAUAUUUUAACUGGCGACGUAUAUUUCCUAUUUCGUUGGUGAGCGAUUCACCGGCGUUAGAUUUGCGCCCCGGCGGAUUCCCCAACGCACACGAGCCUGCUAUUGUUUAUGAUACAGACGCAAUAUCAACGGACGUAAAUGAUAUUUAGUUUUGAACUGGUGACUGAUAUAGUGUAGAGUGAAUCAAUAACAACAGCUUCAAGAUGAUGUACACUGGCACAAAUACUGAGCAGGACAAUCGCUUCAGUGACAAAGAAAAAAAGUUAUUGAAGCAGAUGAGAUUCAGUGAUUGCCUAAGUCAGAGAGUUGAUAUGUCAAAAAUCAAGCUGGAAGUGAUCAAGCCUUGGAUUCAAGAAAAGAUUACUGAGAUACUUAAAAUUGAUGACGAUGUGGUAGUUGAUUUUGUUUAUAAUCAAUUAGAUGAAAAGUACCCUGACCCAAAGAAGAUCCAAAUCAAUCUGACUGGUUUCCUACACGGUAAAAACGCUCGCGAGUUUAUGGCGGAGUUGUGGGCAUUACUCAUAUCGGCUCAGGAAAAUCCAACAGGUAUACCAGAUUCCCUCAUUGAUAUUAAAAAGGAAGAAAUCUUGAAAACCAAGAAGGAGGAAGAGAAGAUUGAGCCGAAAAAGGUGGAGAAGAAGUACAAAGAGCGUUCACGUUCUAGGAAUAGGUCGCGCUCACGCAACCGAGAGCACUCUCAUUCCCGACGCUCUCGUUCACGAUCGUCGCGACCUAGACGACGGUCGCGUGACAAGCGACGCUCCAAGAGUCGCUCAAAGUCGAGAGAUAACAAGACUAACGACAUCAAGGGAAAUGGUAACACUAGUCCUGGCGACCGCGAAGGUAGUCACAAUCGAAACGGCGAUGAUCGACACGACGUGAAGGAGAACAAUACUGCCAAAAACAAUAUACAAAUUCUGGUUUAUAGGGAGAAGGACAUCACUCAACCUGUCUCCAAACUUCAAGCCAAGCUGAUGUCCAUGGCCGGCAAUGAUGCGCGCAAAUCUAAGUCGCGCUCACGUUCAAAGUCCCGAAGUAAAUCGCGUUCACGCAGUAAGUCGCGGUCUUCUUCCAGAUCUAAAAAGUCCACAUCGAAGCAUCGGUCCAGAUCUCGUGAUGACAAGGACAAGAGGAAAUCUCGGUCGACAUCUAGGGGUUCAAAGAACAACUUUGAGAUCCGUAAGAAAGACGACAGCGUGCAGAAGAAACGUCACUAUCGCUCGAAUAAGGACAGCUCUGACUCUGAGGCGGACGACAAGGGUAAGCGACGGAAGAGCGUGUCCAGAUCGCCGAAGCGUGGAAGUUGGGAUCGCGGCGGAAGGAGGAAACGAAGCAACUCACGUAGACGCAGCACUAGUCGCAAGCGCAGCCCUUCACGAAGACUUAGUCAGUCGAGGAAUAAACGGAGCCCGAGCAGACGUAGGAGGAGCCCAUCUCGCGGCCGUAGGAGUCACUCUAGACGACGCAGUCCUCGCAGGAAUAGCCGCCGGCGCAGCUUGAGCAGACGCCGCAACCGGAGGAGUCCCAGCAGAGGACGAAGAAGUCCUAGUAGGCGUCGUCGUAGUCCCAGUCCUAGGAGACGAGUUAGUCGGGAUAGGCGUUUCAGACGAAGUAGAACUCGAGACCGUAACAUUCGUCGACCUUCACGUGAUGCCCGCCGCCGAACAAGAUCUAGGGAUCGGCGUUCUCGCUCCCGCAAGCGCAAUUCACGCGACAGACAAGAGAAAUCGCGUCGUUCGCCAGUGAGAAACCGUGUGUCAAGAGAUAAGGACCGUGAUCGCCAACCACCGAGGAAAUCUAGUCCUAGUCCUAAACGCGACCGCCGCGACAGUUCACGGGAUCAGGAUAAAAAACGUGACGCACCUUGCAAAAAAGAGGAAAAGAAGGACGAGCAUCGCACCGUUGAGGCCCGCAAGGAACCAGAAGUUGCUCCUGUGAAAGAAAAGGAAAAGCCUAAACCUGCCGAAAAGAAGAAAGAAGUAAUUGUAGUCAAGUCACUCAAAAAGUCGAAAUCAAAGAGUAUUAGUCCCGAAAAACACUUGAUACCUCCAGACGGCCCUCCUAGAUAUUCCCGCAGCCUGUCGAGAACUCCGUCUCCGUUCAUUAAGGCCGAAGAGUUUCCCCCAAAGAAACCGUCGGCUACUUCUUCCAAAGACGAGAAGAAACGCGCGCUAAAGGAGAAGGAACUUAAAACGAAGAAACCGACUAAGAGGAAGAGUGACAGUGAUUCUUCUAGCUCUUCAGAAUCUGAAUCAGAUUAUAAAGAGCAGGCAAGACGGAAACUUAAGACUAAGACGAAGAUUAGCAAGAAGCGGGCCUCUAGUUCGAGCGAUAGCGAACCUGAGUACAAAAAUCGCAAAGAGACGAGUGAUGCGGAACAUCGCAACAUAAAAAAGAAAGAAAAAGAGAAGGAACAUCGCGAGGUAAGGAAGCAAAAGCACGAGAGCAGCGAAGAGCAAAUUAAGAAGAAACGUCAUCAAAGCGUUUCUGAAAACGAGAAGAGACCCAUCAAGAAGAAGAGAUCGUCCAGUUCCGACGAUGAACCCGUUAAAAAGACAUCACGCAAGGAGGAGUCUUCAGAGAGUGAUGAACCAAAAAGCAAGAAAAAACGUCGGCCCAGCUCCGGAGAUGAUUCCGAAUUAGAGCGCAAGGCAGAAAAAUCACGACGGCAUCGCAAAGACUCCACCUCGGAGAGCGAGGAAGAGGUGGCGAAAAAACGGAAGCACAAGAAAGCGAAGGCCACCACCGACUCGGAUGAGGAAGUUGAGCGCAAAAAGAAGAAAGACAAGAAACACAAGAAGAAGAAGAAACAUGCAAAGAAGCACAAGAAACACAAGAAAAAACGCGCCGAUUCUGACGAAUCGGACAACAGCGACGUGACGACCAGCGAGCUGAUGAUCGAGAACGAAAAGAGGCUGCGAGAGAAGGCACUGAAGUCAAUGAAGCGACAUUCAAGUGAAAAAUCGGAAUGAUUAGCUCUAUGAACUGCGAAUUGAUAUGCCUGAAGAAGGAUAAAUGAAUACAUACUUCGAUUUUGAUCCGGUCGGUCCGGUCAGAUCAGGUCAGAUCAUUUUAGACGAAUUUGCAAAAUUGUAUUUCACUACUUUAUUAUCUAUCUAAUCGACGCAAGGCGAGUAAUUUGUACAUUAUUUCGUUUCAAAUGUUCUUUAUUUGAUUCAUUAAUUGAUUGAUUUCUGAGAGUGUGACGCUAAAUAGUAAUAGCGUUGCCGAUGUUUUUUUCUUUGAAUCGAUCAUUCCGUAUGUUAAUGUCAACCCACGGUUCAUGCAUUGUUUAAUUGAUGAAUGUGACAAAAAUUGUGUAUUAUACUUUUGUGUAUUGUAAUCAAA
This is a messenger RNA of Dalotia coriaria, 3516 nucleotides long. RefSeq names its product Serine-arginine repetitive matrix 1 (gene Srrm1). Gene Ontology annotation, biological process: regulation of mRNA splicing, via spliceosome; mRNA processing. Lineage: Eukaryota; Metazoa; Arthropoda; Insecta; Coleoptera; Staphylinidae. The transcript is spliced from 5 exons. Gene Ontology annotation, molecular function: RNA binding. The coding region runs from base 372 to 3140 and encodes 922 amino acids. Gene Ontology annotation, cellular component: spliceosomal complex. The record is from RefSeq and is a predicted model, not a curated record.